Messenger RNA from Chiloscyllium plagiosum (whitespotted bambooshark), 5427 nucleotides. Lineage: Eukaryota; Metazoa; Chordata; Chondrichthyes; Orectolobiformes; Hemiscylliidae. The record is from RefSeq and is a predicted model, not a curated record.
CCCGUUUCUGUUCGGUAUUUGCGUGGAGUUAAAGUUUAGCUUGUAACACCAUUUAAUGCUUCGCCUUAGCAUUUGAGAGAGAAAGACAUUUUAAGUUCUGCAGGAUCAUUUCUGGAGCGAACGAGAUAUUUGUGCGCGUUGAAUUUGUCUUCACUGUUUAUGAAAGUUGGGAUGUUUAAUAGUAACGUGCACCAUUGAUGGACCAAUGUGCUUGUGAGCUGGGGUGUUCUUCCCGCUUUUGUUCAGUUCCUUUCAGUUGAUAGAAAUUCCUGCGAGGGGCGUGUUCUGAUGAGCUGAUACUAUUUACGUCUGAUGACCUAUAAGGGAGUGCACCUUUGUGGGAGGAGGAAUGCUUCAGUCAGUUUCAUGUGAAAAUGAAUUGGUGGUUUCAAAACAAAGUGAUUUCGAAAGAGGGUGGUUUUAAGGUUUCUACUCUCUGUUACUGGGAAUUGAGCUGCUUCUUUAUCGUACAUAGAACGCCUAUUUCUUCAAGUUUGGAAGUCAUAAUCAACGGACUUCAUCAUUCAGGCACCCAGUGACUGGGCAGAUUUCACCAGAAAACACUGAGUACAUACUGAAAGAACAACCAAAUACUCAAAUGUCCAGACAACAAACAGACCAAAGGCCGCAAAGUAUGAUCAGCGAGACCUCAACAGCAGUAACUGUAUCCACGGUAGAUCCUGGUCCAGGCUCAAAGGUUUCAAAACCAAGUGGCAAAAUCCAUAGCUUUGGGAAGAGAGAACAGUCGAGCAAGAGGAACCCAAAUGCUCCAGUUGUGGUGAGAGGAUGGCUUUACAAGCAGGACAGUUCUGGAAUGAGACUGUGGAAACGCCGAUGGUUUGCACUUUCAGAAUAUUGUCUGUUCUAUUACAAAGACAGCAGAGAGGAGACUGUAUUGGGCAGCAUUCCUUUACCUAGUUAUGUAAUCUCACCGGUUGACCCUGAAGAUCAUAUAAGUCGGAAAUAUGCUUUCAAGGCAACCCAUACAGGCAUGCGGACAUACAUGUAUAGUAAGAAUUCUGUUCUUGGCUCGCAGGCAGACCACAGUGGUAUGAGAACGUAUUAUUUCAGUGCCGAUACACAAGAGGACAUGAAUGGCUGGAUCAGAGCAAUGAACCAAGCUGCACUUAUGCAAGCAUACACUUUAAGGAGAGAACCAGAAAAAGCUGAAAGACCUCGCCUUACUCGGAACAACUACAUCAACUCUUAUAAGGGCUUAACAAAGGCAGAAGUGCUUCAGAGCAGAGACAGCGCUGGGAGACCCCGAGAUGAAAAGUUUGGGUUUGAAAAAUAUGACGAAAUAAAGAAAGAUUGGGAUGAUGAAGAGAGAUAUGGUUUUCAAAAGGAGCCAAUGGAGAUACUGCCCCAAAGAGUGAAUAAGAACAAGAUGCAAACAAGUUCCAUGGAACGUGACAUGUUUCCACAGCGUCGUCCUUUGUCUCAUCCACAAUCCGCACAACGUAAUGGCACAAUUCAGCCUCCCACUAGUGCUGCUCUGAUAGACCAGAAUGGUGCUGAUCUUUAUCGGAGGGAGUUUGGGCCUGGAAUGGAAACAGCGAAAAAUGUCCAGCGGAAAAGUUCCAUGGUGCAGGUGGAACACUGGGUGAAAUCUCACAAAGGAGGCAGUAAAAGCCAUGCAUCUGCUCAGACCCUUCCACACCGUACACUAAGUCAACCUCAGCCUUACCCAGAGAAUUACCAAACUCUGCCAAAGAAUAUCGGGCAACCUUCAGAAAGUUCCCUUGGUACAAAUCAUAACCUACCGAGUGAUUACAAGUAUGCUCAGGACCGUGUUAGUCACUUAAAAAUGUCAAAUGAAGAUCGAAAGGCCACUAAGGAGGGCACUGUAUGGCAGCUGUAUGAGUGGCAGCAGAGGCAGCAGUUUAAGCAUGGCAGCCCCACUGCACCACUCUAUCCCUCACAUAUCACAGACUUUGACUCUGGCCUAGUAAAAUCUGCCUUUGAUGUUCCUCGUUCGAUCUCUGUCCCUCCAUCUCCCUCAGAGAUACCACCACCAGGUCCUCCUAAAGCCUUCUCACCCAGAAGACCCCACACCCCAGCAGAAAGAGUCACUGUCAAACCCUCGGAGAAAAGGCCAGCUGAGAUCUUCUUAUCGGGAUCUCCAAGAAGAACCCAUGGCACUUUGACAAAGAGUUCGGCACACAUUGACAGACGCUCGAUGCCUCCCAUGGGUUACAUGACACACACUGUCAGUGCCCCUAGCUUGCAUGGAAAGACACCAGAAGAACUAACUUUACUGCUCAUUCGAUUACGGAGACAUCAAUCCAAGCUGGCUAAUGUUCGAAAUCAUACUUUUACCCAGUUACAACUAAACAAGCUGAGCCAAUCCAACCAUCAGGCUGAUGACACAUACAUGCAACUGAAGAAAAACCUGGAGUACCUCGAUCUAAAGAUGAAAUCUAAUAUACCUUUGAUCAACAUGGUUCACAGAAUCUUAACGAAAGUCACACCAACGUUUCGACCCAGUUUCCAAGUGACUGGACAAGAACCAAUCAGACGUGUUGUGCAACCAGUUAAAAUUGCUGAAAGCAACGCUGAUGCUAAACUGAGCAGACUUUGUGAACGGGACAAAAGUCUUCAAGAUCUGGAAGCCAAAGUUCGGCAACUGAAAGCAGAUAAGGACAAGCUUGAAUCAGUACUGGAGGUAACCCACAGACAACUGGAUCAAUAUAAAGGACAGCCAACUCAUACUGAGAAGAUUGCCUAUCAACAGCGGCUGCUACAAGAGGAUCUGGUUCAAAUCCGAGCUGAGAUUUCCAAAGUCUGCACAGAAUUGGAAAAUGCGUGGAAAGAAUAUGAGCAGACGGAAAACGAUGUGAACCAGCUCAAGGAAGCAAUCCUUGGAUACCUGAAAAUGGCACCAAGCCCCCAGGAUCAAGAACGGAUAAGAAAGGAUCUGAGGAGGAUUGAGGAUGUCAUGGCAGGCCUCAGUGUGAAUAAGAACAACUAUAAAAUGAUCAUUGAAUCUAUUCAGAAUCCUGAAAGAGAAACCAUGCCUUCAGUGCCUUCCUCAAUGGUGCCUUCAGUAAUGAAUACAUUCUCAGUGAAAGAGGGGCGAACUAGCAUGCAGCUGAGUCCCUCAGUGAGUCCAGUGCUGUCACCUCCAGAGCCUGUGGAAACACAAUUUCAACCUCAACAACAGCCUGUUAAUCUGCCACCAUUCAAACCUCAACCUCUGCCUCAGUUCAGACAACAUCUAACGGUGCUAGAGGAUCAAGCUCCACCUCGACCACCUCUCCCUCACAUGUAUAGCCCUGAUGAUGAACCACCAGCUGUACCACCUCUUCCAAAAGAUGCUACAGUCAUCAGGCAUACAUCAGUCAGGGGACUGAAACGCCAAUCUGAUGAAAGGAAGAGAGACCGGGAGUUUGGCCAAUAUUUGAAUGGAGAUUACAAAACUGAACUGCGUACUUACAUGAGUGAACCUGAACUCAUAUCACUUGGGAAUGGCCUCAACAGGUCCACGGCUGGAGCCUUUGGCCUAGACAAUGGUUUGCAGACACUGCCUGGUAAAGGAUUGUCGUCAUCUAACUCAGGGCUACAGCAAUCAUCAACCAUAGCAUCUUUUGUCACACUUAGGCGGAAAAAUGAUGAAAUUAGUUCUAAGGAAAGGCCAAAAAGUGCCUUGGAGCGUCUCUAUGGAGAACACCAAAGAGGCAGAAUGAGUGCAGAGGAACAGUUGGAACGUAUGAAGAAGCAUCAGAAGGCUUUGGUUCGUGAGCGAAAGAGAACGCUGAGUCUUGGAGAACGACACUCCACAUCAUCUCGGACCUCUUCCAGACCAGUCUCUGUUGAUGCUGGCUCAUGGAAACGUGAACAAGAGUUUGAUUUACAGUUAUUGGAAAAAGCUGUGAAAGGAGAACAUAACAAUCUUCAAGAUGGGCUUAUAAAGCAGGCAGUACCAGCAGUGGAAGCCGAUGUGGAGCCAUUAGACUACGAUCUGGAUCUCAGCAAAGAGUUAUCAAAGCCAGACAUGGUUCUAAUUCCAGAACGCUACAUAGAGUUGGAGCCUGAGGAACCACUCAGCAAUGAGGAAUGGGAGGCAAGGAGGCGCAAAGUUCAAAAAAUCAAAAACAUCCUUUCCAAAUUGAGUUACCAGAAUGUGCAACCAGGAGUUAACUACAUCAGUGAGAACUCCUCUGAUCUCGAUUCACAGUUGCAAGAACGGGAACGCAUCAUCACUAUGUCCUAUGCAUUAGCAUCUGAGGCUUCCCAGCGCAGCAAAAUAGUAGCAGCAUCCCAGGAAUUGGACAAUAUUGAAUUAGAUUACAAAGUAACGUGUAAGCAACUGCGUGUGUGUACAUUCGAUGAGAGUACAAAGUUCGAUGCCCUUUUGGUUGAGCAAUCUCAUGACAGUUGCCAUCUACAAUUGAGUCUGACACCGGGAUCUUAUCCUCGCUUGUCUCAACAGCAGGUCCAUUCGUCUUCAGCACCUUCCCCUCCUCACUCCCCUCUUAGCAAUGGAUUCCACUACACAUUUGUCUAAGCAAACCAAAGCCCUGGCUGAACACUAAUAAUACAGAGGAGCAAAGAAUGGAACAAAAAGAAAAUUGCAAGAAACCUGCAAAGCUGAUCUGAUGGAGGACAACAUUGCAUUGCAAUUAACUUGUACUAACCAGCCAGGAACAGAAGUAAUUACGUCAAUUUGUUUUUUCUACUAAAACAAACAAGGGCAACUUUUCUUUCGGAAGCAAUGAAGCAGGAUUAUAAAAACACUCACUCACUGGAUUAAGUAUUUAAAAGGCAAACUAUUUUUCUAAAACUUAAAGGAUGCAGAAACAUUCACGGUGGAAGUUUGGGUGACUCAGAUAUUGGAAACUAAUUUUUUUCUUAACACAGCAGAAGUAUGUGAAGUAGAUUAACUUUUCUAAAACAAAACAUAUAUAAUGGUAUUGCACUUUAUACAUAUACCAUAAAAAGCUGAUUUGCUGCAUUUUAGAAUCAGAAUGUAUUAAAAUAGAUUUGUACAAAACAUGCAAUUGUUCAGAGCAAUUUUGCAGUGUUGUGAAAUAUGUUUAAUUUUAUUAGCCUGUUUUCAGCUGCAAUAUUAUAAUGUAUUCCAAUGGCGGCUACAAAUAUUCAUAAGAAAAAGGACCAAUUCCAUGGUUCUCAUAAUUUACAUAAAAACACUGAUCUAUUUUUGAACCGGAAAUUAAAAUGUGAUAUUCCUACACUUUUUGGAUCAACUUUAAAAUGAGUUUAUUUUGUCUGAAUUGAGCACUGCCAGAAUGAAUUAUAUUGCCAAAACCAAAUGGAUUUCAUUGUCAUUUCUGCGUGGACUCUUGCAAAGUGAAAAGCACAGUGAAAAGAUAUUUUGGAAGAUAAUGAUGGAGCAUAGACACAUUUUUGUAAUUUGCAAGGGAAAAGAUUGCAUAUGUGUAAAUAUUAAACAAAAAUUCAACAGGA